Cladophialophora immunda is the source of this 2229-nucleotide messenger RNA. RefSeq lists its product as uncharacterized. The record is from RefSeq and is a predicted model, not a curated record. Gene Ontology annotation, biological process: transmembrane transport. The transcript is spliced from 2 exons. Lineage: Eukaryota; Fungi; Ascomycota; Eurotiomycetes; Chaetothyriales; Herpotrichiellaceae. Bases 427 to 1809 code for a protein of 460 amino acids. Gene Ontology annotation, cellular component: fungal-type vacuole membrane. Gene Ontology annotation, molecular function: transmembrane transporter activity.
ACCGUCUUUUUGCUCCCUGCUCCCUCGAACCCCCCAAACAGCAGAUCUUCUCCGUCCACACAGCUGGGCCUCGGUGCUCUGCAGAUGCCACAGAUUGCAACUCGUCCAUCCCCGCUCUCUUCCACAAUGUCGGUUGCCUCGAUCCAUGAAUUGCCAGGUGGGAGAGAGAGGCCCUUGUUCCACUUUUUCCUGUCCCUGGCGUCGCAAAAAAAAAGUACCGUUUUUGCUUUUAAAUCGUUUCCCAUGUCCUGCUUCUUUGCUACAUCGGGAAGUUCUGCCAUGCGUUUGCGAGUCUCGUCAAAACCCCGUUGUGCGGCUCGAUCCGUAUGAGAUCUCAACAUCCCUCUCGAACUGCUGUGCCGUUCCUAGCCCUUUCCCGAGCUCGUGCAAGCCCUCUCGACCCCUCGGCUACCGCCUCUGCCAAUCAUGAGCUCUUCCACCAUCCUCGAAGAUGAACUCGACGAGAAACAUCUAUCAGCGGCCUCAAGGCCAGACAUGAUCCGGGUCGAGUCGAACCUGGACAAGGCUAUCGACGCAGAGGCAAAUAUCAACAUCACCCCCGCCUCGGACCAUGGAGGUCUGGGAGAGGAAGACCGCGACGACCCGGGCCCCCCUCCCAAUGGCGGCACGCGUGCCUGGAUGCAAGUUGUCGGUUCCUUCUUCCUCUUCUUCAAUUCCUGGGGUACCGUCAACGCCUUUGGCGUCUUCCAGACUUACUACGAGACCAACCCGCUCUGGCACGCCUCACCAAGCGACAUCUCGUGGAUCGGGUCCAUCCAGGCCUUCCUGCUGCUGCUCGUCGGGCUGGUCUCGGGCCCCUUGUACGACUCGGGCUACUUUCGAGAGCUGAUCACCAUCGGCGCCGUGCUCGUCCCGCUCGGGUUCAUGAUGACGUCGCUGGCCAAGGAGUAUUGGCAGACGAUGCUGGCGCAGGCGUUCUGCGUCGGGGUGGGCAACGGCUGCGUGUUCGUGCCCUCGGUCGCCAUCCUGCCGCAGUACUUCUCGUCGCGCAAGGCGCUCGCCAACGGGCUGGCCGCGUCCGGCUCGAGCCUGGGCGGGCUGAUCUACCCGAUCGUGUUCCGGCGCAUGCAGCAGGAGGUCGGGUUCGCGUGGGCGACGCGCACCAUCGGCUUCAUCUCCUUCGUGACCGUGUGGUUCUCGGUGCUGGUCAUGAAGCCGCGCGUGCUGCCCAAGGCGCGCCGGCCCCUGACCGACCUCGCCGCGUUCCGCGAGCUGCCCUACACCCUCUUCUGCGUCAGCAUGUUCUUCGGCUUCGUCGGCCUGUACGGCCCGCUGUACUACAUCGGGCCCUACGCGAUCCAGAACGGCAUCACGGGCGAGAACCUGGCCUUCUACCUGCUCCCCAUCAUCAACGCGGCCAGCAUCCCCGGGCGGAUCAUCCCGAACAGCAUCGCCGACAAGGUCGGGCCCUUGAACGUGCUGGUCCCCUGCGCCAUCAUCGCGGCCGUGCUGGCCCUCGUGUGGAUCGGCAUCAAGAGCCUCGGCGGCCUGCUGGCCUUUGCCCUCGUCUACGGCUUCUUCAGCGGCGGCUUCGUCUCGCUGCCCCCGGUCGCCGUCGUCACCCUGACCCGCGACAUGAGCAAGAUCGGCACCCGCAUGGGCCAGUGCUUCUUCAUCAGCGCCUUUGGCCUGCUGGUCGGCACCCCCGUCUCCGGCGCCAUCCUCAAGAGCACCGGCCAGUGGUGGGGCGUGCAGCUCUGGAGCGGUGCCGCCAUCCUCGUCACCGGCUCCUUGCUGCUCUGGGCCCGCGUCGUCGUCGCCGGCUGGCAACCCUUGAAGCGCGCCUGAAGAAAAGAGUUCCCCGAGGAUCCCUCUCGCAGCUAGGCCCAACCAUUGGGGAUGAUAGCAGCCCCUUUUGGCAGUGAGGGCAAAGGGCCUCACUACACCUGGUCAGCUAUCAAUCUAUCUAGAUAGCCAGGAGGACACCACAUCCGCUCAGGUGCCACGACGCUGUCUUGCAAGACACAUUCCCUCGCACGCACGACGUGGACGUUUUAGUCCGCUUCAGAAACACAUCUGAAGCUUCGAUAGGCGUGGCCCCGUCUUGGAUGCCUCGGUCUGUCUAUCUACUUGGAAACGACGCAGCAUUGCGUUCUCAAGCGGAUGGAUGCACCUGCGAAAUAAGAGAGGGGUGGUGGUCGCACUUGAAUAUUAUAUACCCGCAGCAGAUGCCGCAGAUGCCGCAGAUGCCGCAGAUGCCGCAGAUGC